Messenger RNA from Trachemys scripta elegans, 4584 nucleotides. RefSeq lists its product as uncharacterized. NCBI's taxonomy places the organism in Eukaryota, Metazoa, Chordata, Testudines, Emydidae. The record is from RefSeq and is a predicted model, not a curated record. Gene Ontology annotation, molecular function: catalytic activity.
AUGGUUGCCAAAGGCUACAGAAAGGAAAGUGUCUGUAUGAAUGAGGAGGGGGCUAGAAAAGGUGCCCUAAACAUUGUCUGCUUCACCUUACCCUGGCCAGCAUACUGCGGCUGGCAGGGAUCCCACAAAAGCAGUCGAACAAAAACAAAAUUUAGAGUGACACCGAUCACUAUUGGCACAUGGAAUGUGCGCACGUUACUGGACAACAUCACGGCAGACAGACCAGAGAGAAGAACAGCACUUGUCGCUAGAGAGCUCGCACGCUACAACAUCGACAUUGCAGCCCUUAGCGAAACUCGCCUUGCUAAUGAAGGACAGCUGUCCGAGUCAGGCGGUGGCUAUACAUUCUUCUGGAGUGGCCGCAGCAGUGAUGAGCGUCGCGAAUCUGGAGUUGGCUUCGCCAUCACGAAUCAUCUUGUUCGGAAACUUGCCAGUUCCCCCAAGGGUAUAGGAAAACAAGCUACUUUGAUCAGCGCAUAUGCUCCUACAAUGACCAACCCAGAGGAUGUGAAGGAUAAAUUCUACAAAGAACUAGAUACUCUGCUAUCGUCAGUGCACCGCACAGACAAGCUGAUUCUGCUUGGCAAUUUUAACGCAAGAGUCAUAUGCGAUGCCGCAGCCUGGGAAGGAGUCAUCGGGAAAAAUGGAGUGGGAAAGUGUAACAGCAAUGGCCUGUUACUGCUGAAAACCUGUGCAGCACAUGACCUUCUGAUUAGCAAUACGGUCUUCCGCCAUCCUACCCGUAACAGGACUUCGUGGAUGCAUCCCCAUUCCAAGCACUGGCAUUUGAUCAAUUAUGUCAUCAUCAAGAGAAGGGAUAGACAAGAUGUCAGGGUUGCAAAAGCUAUGUGUGGCGCUGACUGUUGGACGGAUCAUAGGCUCAUAGUAUCCAAAAUGAAGCUCCGUAUCAUACCGAAGAGACGACCACAAGGCUGUAAGGCUCUCAAAAGGAUCAAUGUGUCGAAGCUGAAGAACAGCCGCAUCACUGAAAAUCUAGCGGAAGACCUAGAGAAUGAGCUUGCUGAUCUUCGUAUUGAGGAUGACGCUGAGAAAGACUGGGAGCGAUUCCGCAACACUGUCCGUACAGCUGCAUUGAAGGUAUUGGGGCCCUCCACAUGCAGGCGGCAAGACUGGUUUGACGAAAAUGAUGCAGAAAUACAGGUCUUACUUGCUGAGAAGCACCACCUGCAUUGUGCAGAUCAAAACGAUCCAUCCUCAGCGGCAAAGAAGACCGCCUUUAUCAACGCUCACAGAACAGUACCCCUCAAUACACUCUAUGGUCCACAGUCUUCUGGGAGCAUUCCCCUCCUGAAUUCUGAUGGUACUGUGCUCCUUACAGAGCAGAUUCUCCAGAGAUGGGCUGAACACUUUGAAUCAAUUCUCAAUCGCCCCAUAGUCAUCAAUGAUGAGGCCAUUGACAAGGUGCCCCAGGUUGCAGUCAAUGACUCCAUGGACGCUUCACCAGAAGAGGACGAAGAGAAGAAAGCUAUCAAUCAGCUGUCAAAUGGCAAAGCCCCAGGGUCAGAUGCCAUACCAGCAGAGGUGUACAAAGUUGGUGGACCCGUGCUGCUACGGAAACUCACUGAGCUGUUUCAGUCUUUUUGGAAGCAGGGAACCAUUCCACAAGAAUAUAGAGACGCGUCCAUCUUGCAUCUCUAUAAGAGGAAGGGCAAUCGCCAGGUAUGCGACAAUCACCAUGGAAUCUCGCUGCUUUCUACAGCGGGGAAAGUUCUUGCACGGGUUCUGUUGAACCGAUUGAUCACUCACCUGGAGAAGGGCUUACUGCCAGAAUCACAGUGUGGCUUCCGCAAGGGACGUGGGACUAUUGACAUGAUCUUCGCUGUGCGUCAGCUACAGGAGAAAUGUCAAGAGCAGAAUCAUGAACUCUACACAACUUUUGUGGACCUCACGAAAGCAUUUGACUCUGUCAGUCGUCAGGGCCUGUGGAGGAUCAUGUCGAAAUUUGGAUGUCCAGACAGAUUUAUACGAAUGGUACGUCAAUUUCAUUACGGUAUGAUGGCUCGUGUCCUGGAUGACGGCUUCCCAGUCACUAACGGCAUCAAGCAAGGGUGUGCUUUAGCACCCACUUUGUUCAGCAUGAUAUUCUCUGCUACUUUGACUGAUGCCUUUCAACACUGCACAGAAGGAGUAGGCCUGAAGUAUAGAACUGACGGGAAACUAUUCAAUCUGAGGCGACUGCGUGCCAUCACCAAGGUGAAGGAAACUGUACUUCGAGACUUUCUUUUUGCCGAUGAUUGUGCUCUGAAUGCUAGUACAGAGCCAGAAAUGCAAGCCAGUAUGGACAAGUUUUCAACUGCAUGCAACAACUUCGGUCUCACUGUUAACAUCAAGAAGACUGAGGUCAUGCACCAGCCAGCUCCCCACGCUCCAUACUCAGAACCGUCCAUCACUGUAAAUGGACAGAGACUUCAGACAGUGAAUCACUUCACAUACCUGGGCAGUACCCUUUCCCGAGCAGUGUCAAUCGAUGAUGAAGUAAACUGCAGAAUUGCUAAAGCCAGCUCUGCAUUUGGCCGAUUGCGCUCCAAUGUUUGGGAAUGUCGAGGGAUCAGCCUACCAACGAAGCUGAAGGUCUACCGAGCAGUGGUGCUUCCAACUCUGCUGUAUGCCUGCGAGACAUGGACUGUCUAUCGGAGUCAUGCAUGAAGGCUCAAUCACUUCCACAUUUCCUGUCUGCGAAAGCUUCUAAAAAUCAGAUGGCAGGACAAAGUGCCCGAUACUGAUGUCCUUACUAGAGCCAGUCUGCCGUCAGUUCACACAUUGCUAAUGAGAGCCCAGACCAGGUGGGCCGGACAUGUCAUGAGAAUUUCAGACGAAUGCAUUCCUAAACAGUUCUUCUACGGAGAACUCACUCAGGGAAAGCACUCCCAUGGAGGACAAAAAAAGCGGAUCAAGGACACGCUGAAGACCUCUUUGAAGUCCUUCAAGAUCAACACUGCCACAUGGGAAACCUUCGCACUGAACCGUCCAGCAUGGCGCAACCUUAUUCACACAGGCAGUAAUACCUAUGAGGCGAGGCGUAUUGCUGAGGCUGAAAAAAAGCGUGAGCUGCGCAAGUCCAGAGCUGCUCGUACAUCAUCGACAGUGCCAUUACAUGUCUGCCCGACUUGUGAUAGGACAUUCCACGCCCAAAUUGGACUGAUCAGUCAUCUUCGGACGCACAGAGCCCGGUCAUCGAAAGAAUGAGUUGUUGAGGUCUUCAUCGAUAACGAUGGACGAACAUCAUAUAUUGUAAAUGGUUCCCCGGGUGUUCCUCCUUAUCCUAGCCUGCUGAUUCAUUUACCUCUUAGUCCUGUCUCCCAACAAAUGGGGCCUCACUCAUGUCCAAUUACUCACGUCAAUCCAUGCCUAUAUUCCACUACUUUUGUUUUUCUUAUUUAUAUUAGCAUUUCUUUCAUUUGCAUCAUAUUCCUGUCUUUCUAUGCUUUCUUUUUUAAGUUCAUUACCCAGCAACAUAUUCCCAAGACCACAGUAGUUGUAAUCAUUUGAACCACCAUUAAUACUAUAUUAGAUAGAACUCCAUCAUAUAGUUUUGUUUUUACCCCCUUAGUAACAUUUAUUUUACCCUUUAGUUAAACAGAACUUUUCAAUGGCUGGAGGUUUUGUCACAUUUUUGAAUGGCUACUGGACCAUUCAUAGUAGCUUCAUCAUUCAUAAUUAAUAACCCAUUAAAAGAAAAUAGAAUUUGGAUGGAUUUUGGUGGUUGGGCUUCACUUCUUAUAUUUGCUGGGUUGGGUUUUGCUCUUAAACUACACUGCCACCAGAAAAAGAAAACACAAACUGUCAUGGCUUCUCUUUGGAAACCUUAUAGGAUUUUAAUUAAAAGUAGCAUGUCUCGUUUACCUUUCUUUUAUGCCUUUUAUUGUAUACACUCCAUGGUCAAUGGGAAUGCACAUUCCUUGCUUGAUUUAACUUCCACUUUUUAUUUGCUAUAACAUUACAUUAGCCAUAUAAAUUUACAUAAUUAUAUAUUAUAUGUUAUUUAUAUUUAUUUUUCUUUUGAAGCUCUUAGCUGUUGCUUUAUUACUUUCCCCACUAUCCUGGUUCUGACCACCCUUUUAGUCCCUAUUUUCAUUUACUAAUAUAUAUUUAACAUUUGUAACCUAAAUUUAAAAAAGAAUGCUAAACUUUGUAAAAGCCUACAAAUGGUAGAUUUUCAAUCAAUUUCUGUUUCUCCAUCAGCAAGCUGGAAGCCUUGGGCCAAGAAGGUCUCCAUAUGCUCACAGUUGUUGCUUUGGAUGUUGCUGCUAUAUCUGCUGCAUGAUAAAUAAGGCUAUGUUUUAGUCAUGGGUAUUUUUAGUAAAAGUCAUGGACGGGUCAUGGGCAGUAAAUAAAAAUUCAUGGCCCAUGACCUGUCCAUGGGUCCUCGGGGGUUGGUGAGGGGUGGUCUGGGGGUGCCACAGGUGCUAGGAGAGGUGGUCCGGGACUCCCGCUGGUGGUGGUGGGGCGUGGGAGAUCGACCCUCUGUUACCUGUCAGCUUUGUGUUCUUGGGGAACCAGGGCACAGUAUCCAACCUGUCUGACUCACGAAGGACACCCCCUCCCCCAGCUUCUGCUUGAACC